Messenger RNA from Daphnia pulex (common water flea), 587 nucleotides. RefSeq lists its product as uncharacterized. The coding region runs from base 64 to 567 and encodes 167 amino acids. The transcript has 4 exons. The record is from RefSeq and is a predicted model, not a curated record. Lineage: Eukaryota; Metazoa; Arthropoda; Branchiopoda; Diplostraca; Daphniidae.
GCGCAGUUCAGAAAAAAAGUUUAAAACAAAGUUGUAAACGUCCACAUUUUGUUGCUGUUCGCUAUGACGAGAAGAGUGAAAACACGUUGUUGCGGCCUUUCCCUCCAGGUGGGGACUAAAAUCAUCGCCUUCUUUUCAAUGAUUGGCUAUUUGAUCCAAUUGGUCAUUGGCAUGAUUCAGUCGAGCAAUCUGAAUUUAAAUGACGAUUUGCUAAACCCCGUUGAGGCUUUCGUGAUCAUUUCCACGGUGAUUGUGAGCUCGGCUCUGAUUGCCUGCUGCGUUUUGCUUCUCCACGUAGCGUUCAGCAACAGUCGAUCGAUUCUGCUGGUACCUUGGCUCGUGGGCGACAUGCUGAUGAGAUCUAUUCACACAAUCAUUUUAAUCUCUGGCUUUAUCAUGGCGUUCACCGCUAAUGUUUCUCAUGGUGUUUCCACCGUCUUCAUCAUGUCCUGCUUCAUUGGCUUGGAAACGUACCUGUGGUGGAUUGUUUUGUGUUACUACCGUGAGCUCAGCCAUCACGAGUCAAACUGCAGAGGUGCGACGACAUCCGAACUCGUUUCCAUGUAGAUUUGCACAAUUUUCUCUUU